This is a messenger RNA of Melitaea cinxia (Glanville fritillary), 5006 nucleotides long. RefSeq names its product THO complex subunit 2 (gene tho2). Bases 110 to 4882 code for a protein of 1590 amino acids. Gene Ontology annotation, molecular function: mRNA binding; DNA binding. Lineage: Eukaryota; Metazoa; Arthropoda; Insecta; Lepidoptera; Nymphalidae. The transcript has 32 exons. Gene Ontology annotation, biological process: mRNA processing; mRNA export from nucleus. Gene Ontology annotation, cellular component: THO complex part of transcription export complex. The record is from RefSeq and is a predicted model, not a curated record.
UAUCUGUGCUGUUUUUUAGGAAUCGGACAUGGCUGCGGCGUACCUAUGUUAUCCUUCAAAUGGUCAAUAGAUUGUUGUGAAUAAUAAAUCAUAUAGCCCAUCUUCUAAAAUGGGUACAUCAACAAAAUUUAUAUCUGAUUAUUGUAAGACUUGGGAAAAGUCUGGACGAGAACAAUUUGUUAAAUCAGUGACACAAUACAUCAAAGAUGAAGGAAAAACUCCCUUGUUUUCUAAAUCUGGAAAGCUAUCUGGAUUAUCUCAAAACAUUUAUGAUUUAUUUUCUUGUGGUCUCCGUGGCUUUUUGAAAAAGGACUCAGUUAUUUCUGUAUUAAAAGAUAUAUCGCUGUUACAUCCAGAUAUACCAUCCAUAUUAUUAGAUGUAGUAUGUAUACUUGAUUCAGAAACAUCUUUGGAUAUUCACUGUGAAGAGCGAAAUAAUUUUUGUUACUUGGUAAGAGAAUUAGAAGCAUUUUUAUCUGACAAAUUACUAAAGGAACGACUAGAAAUUGACACCUUACAAGAUGUUGGCACCUUGAAAAAUAAAAACUUUUAUACAAAAUUUAUUAAAAUAAAAACAAAGUUGUAUUAUAAACAACGUAAGUUUAAUUUAUUCCGUGAAGAAAGUGAGGGAUAUUCAAAAUUAAUUGUGGAAUUAAAUCAAGAAAUUGCUGAAGAUACAGAUUGGAAAAGUAUACUUGAAAUUAUUCAGUCUCUUAUAGGUUGUUUUAACUUGGAUCCAAAUAGAGUCCUUGAUAUUAUCUUAGAAUCUUUUGAGGCAAGACCAAAUUUAGAUAAAUUAUUCAUUUCUCUCAUUAAGAAUUACAUGGGGGAUCCGCAAGUGAUUUCUGAAGUUUUAGGUUUUAAGCUAGGUAACAUGGAAGUCUUAGAGAAUUAUAAAGAACCACCUGCAUUGAUGACUGUGAUAGCUUUACUUUUACAACAUCAUGUUAUAUCAUUAGAUGACAUUUACCCUUGGUUACGUCCAGAUGACUCUAUUAUGGCCAAAGAAGCUGAAAAAGAAUUAAAAGCCAUUCAAGAUUAUAUUAGAAAACUCAGUAUUGUUUCUACUAAAGGACCUCAAAGUAAUGCUCCAGCCGAAUUUAUUGAAGAAAAAACUGACCCACAGGAAUACUGGAAUAAUCAAAAACUAGUGCUUUGUGAGGCACUUUUAAAUGUAACAGCCUGGAAAGAAUUUGCUGCUCUAUCAGCUCGACUGCCAACUACAAGCGUUGCUCAACGCCCAGCUGUUGCAUUGUGUAAUAUGUUACAUGCUUUAGUGGAACCACUUUACAGAAAGCAUUGUCGCAUUGCACCAAAGAUAAUAGGCAAACCGAUUCCACCUCUAAAAUCAAAUUUGGCUCCAGCAGCUUGCAAAACUUUUGAAGAUAUGAAAGAAACAGUUAUACCAGCACUUGUAUUACUGGGCCCUUCCCUUCAUUAUGAUCCUAUAUUAAUGUACAAAAUAAUUCGUAUUCUAAGGACUGCAAAAUCAUUAGAAGAUGAUCCACUACAUCAUGAGGCAUUAACUGUGCUGGACACAGCCAUACUGCCGGCACUAACCUUAAUGGAAGGUAAUUGUUGUAUGGCUGAGGAGGUCUACACAUUGCUCAAGUUAUAUCCAUACCAAUGCAGAUAUUGUUUAUAUGCUCGCUGGAAGAAUGAAUCUGGUGACAAGAUACCAUCUUUGAUGCGUGUACGUGGAAACUCAUUGCAACGCAUCAAACACAUUAUGAAACGAGUGUCUAAGGAAAAUAUUAAGCCUCAGGGUCGGCUCAUUGGGAAACUUUCUCAUGCAGCCUCUACAUUUUUGUUCGAUUACAUGCUACUGCAGAUCCAGACGUACGACAACCUGAUCGGUCCAGUAGUUGAGUCUCUGAAGUACCUAACAUCACUAUCGCUGGACGUGCUUGGCUAUUGCCUAGUAGAGGCGUUAGCGUCUCGUCGCGGCUCGCCCGGCGCCGCCCACCCGCCAGCGCUUCAAGCGCUUGCAGCCUUCGCCGCCGCCGCCUUUAAGAAGCACAACAUCGAGCUUACAGCGCUGCUGCAGUUCGUAGCGAAUAGGCUGAAAGCGCAGCAGAGUCAUGAUUUGCUGAUCCUUAAAGAAAUAGUGCAGAAGAUGGCUGGUAUAGAAGCUGCUGAAGAAAUGACACCAGAGCAGUUAGACGCUAUGGCUGGGGGAGAACUGUUAAAGGGAGAGGCAGGCUACUUUUCUCAAGUUCGUAACACCAGGCGAUCAUCCGCUAGGUUGAAGGAAGCAGUUGUGGGCAAUAAUCUCGAUAUUUCUCUCUGCAUAUUAUCCGCUCAGCAAAGGCAUUGUUGUGUUUGGAAAGAAUAUGCAGAAGAUAGUCCUAAUACAGGCGAGCCUCCAGGUUCACAGCUCAAAGUAGUUGGCCGCCUUGCAGAUCAAUGUCAAGAUGCAUUAGUUCAAUUGGGGACUUUUUUAGCUUCCUCACAUGCACCUGAUGAGUAUGCGGCCAGGUUGCCUCCUCUACAAGAACUGUUACGGGAUUAUCAUGUCGAUGCAGAUGUGGCAUUCUUUCUCCAUCGUCCAGUAUUGGCUCAGAAAAUUGCAGCGAAAGCGGAAGCACUGAGAAAAAGUUCUGAUAGUAAAAGUGACUCACUAGAAAAGAGUAUCGAGAGAUACAAUGUUGCAUCGAAAGAAGCUUUGGAACCUGUCGUAGUUUCAAUAACUCCACUUUUACCAUCUAAAGUAUGGGAGGACAUAUCACCAGAAUUUUAUGUUACAUUUUGGUCCUUAUCGAUGUAUGAUCUUCGAGUACCGGUAGAGAGUUACGAGAGAGAAAUUGAUCGGCUAAAAACUGCCGCAUCGAAUGCCGUAAAGGAUACCUCGCAAGGAACGAAAGGAAAGAAGGAGCAGGAACGCUUCAAUACUCUAAUCGAAAAAUUGCAGGAAGAGAAACGUCGUCAAGCGGAGCACGUGUCUCGCGUGCGGGCGCGUUUACAACGCGAGUGCGUCGGAUGGUUUCCCGCGCGCGCCGCCAAGUCCGCCAAGAACGAGACCGUGACCCGCCUCAUGCAGCUCUGCUUGUUCCCACGCUGCGUCUUCACUCAGCCCGACGCGCUCUAUUGCGCCGAGUUUGUUCACACCGUACACGCGCUUAAGACUCCCAACUUCUCAACGCUGCUGUGCUACGACCGCCUGUUCUGCGACAUCACGUACUCGGUGAUGUCGUGCACGGAGGGCGAGGCGGCGCGCUACGGGCAGUUCCUGUGCCGCGUGCUGCGCACCGCCAUGCGCUGGCACGCCGACCGCGCCGCCUUCCACGCCGAGUGCGCGCACUACCCCGGCUUCGUCACCAAGUACCGCGUCUCCAAUCAGUUCACCGAGGCCAACGACCACGUCGGCUACGAGAACUACAGGCACGUGUGCCACAAGUGGCACUACAAGAUCACGAAGGCGAUGGUGGUGUGCCUGGAUUCGGGUGACUACGUGCAGAUCCGGAAUGCGCUCAUCGUGCUCAUCCGCAUCCUGCCGCACUUCCCAGUUCUGGCAAAGCUGGCGCAGAUCAUCGAAAGGAAAGUCGAGAAGGUCAAAGAAGAAGAGAAAUUACAAAGACAAGAUCUUUACGUUCUCGCGACGGGUUACAGCGGCCAGUUGCGAAACAAAGUGCCACAUAUGAUGAAAGAGAGUGAUUUUCACCAGGUACGUACUUACAGACAUAAAGACGUUUAUUUGCAGUGUGUAAAGACAACGUUAAACAAAUUAAGUACACAGGUUCACAACAAAGUGCUCUGUACCUUUGACCUUAUUUUAAUCGAAAAGAAAACUACAUCAUUUUCUGAAAAUGUCAUUCUUGCGUAUCUCAAAGACCUCUCCGACAAAUUCAUGCCAUCUUCUAUGUGGGCUAAAUAUUCUAUGCUCAAGUCCACACUAAGUAUCUACAACAAUAUUGAUAUCACGAAGUAUUCAAAAGUCAUAGCGUUCCUGAAACGCAGUUCAGAAGGACACAAGGAACAAAAGUCCUUGACAUUUACAUCAGGUCAAAUAAAGAUGUUCCUGGAAGAUUCACCAGAUAUUUUGUAUCUUUUUGAAAAGGUUGCACUAAUUUUCGGCAUAAUGGGGGCAUGCCGAAGGCAAGAGCUAUACAACAUCCAGUUCGAUGAAGUCUCUAACAUAGAUGACAGUACAAUCAUGGUGAAAGUUUCGAAAACAAAAACGAAAAUAGAUCGUUCUUUUGUUGUGACGGGCAACUGCUAUGCCAUGGUGCCGGUGCCGGCGAGCGGCGCCAGCGGCGCGCGGGAGGAGCCGCGGCGCGAGCGCGACGACGAGCCGCCGCCCGCCGAAACGGAAAAAAGAGAAACAAGGACCAGUGAUAGACGUCGCGAUGAUUCAGACCGUGAGAAGGAAACUAAACGUGAAUCGAGAUCGUCUUUGAAGGAAAGAAACAAGGAAGAGAUAAGAAGUAAAGAUAGAUCACCUAGAGAAAGGUCACACAGAGAGGAACGUUAUUUGGAAUCAGUAUCACCACCUCACGACCACCGUCACCCAUCUGAUGACUUAGACCGUGAUGUGAAACGUCGUAAAAUAGAGAGCAGCGGAAAUGGCAAGGGUAGCAAAGAAAUAGAGGAGCGGUCACCGGAGAAGGAAAAGAGAAAGGCUAAACUGAGAAGCGAUGACAGGAAAGAACGUAAGAUGAGUCGCAAGCGGGAUCGAGCCGAAGAUUCCGCUGUUUUAGAACAAAAAAGACGUCGUGACGAACAAAAAGCUGUAGCCAAGAUGAGCAGUCAUCAAAACGGUUCCCAGGAAGAUCAUCACUAUGAGAAAUACCAUAAAAGGGAGAAAUCACCCUUCAGAGAUCGUUCACAUGAAGAACCAAGAGACAAACAUAGACGGUCAAACGAGUCGAAAAUUAGAAGAUAAGAAGGUUUUUAAGAAGACUAAUAAAGCGAAGAAAAUAAAUUUUGUCUAAUGAUAACAUUAUAAAUCUCAACCGAGAUUGACAAACAGUAUGUGUUUAUAGUACUGUAAUAAAGUCGUACUUGGA